Messenger RNA from Geodia barretti, 1443 nucleotides. The record is from the annotation of a GenBank genome assembly. Lineage: Eukaryota; Metazoa; Porifera; Demospongiae; Tetractinellida; Geodiidae.
AUGCUGGACUUGCUUAUCCGGGGCGGGACUGUGGUUACACCCGCCGGCGCCGGCCUCAUGGAUGUGGGCAUUCAGGGCGAGCAGAUCGCGGCGGUGGCUUCUCCAGGCGCCCUGGAUGACCUGGAAGCGGCGGAGACCAUUGACGCCACCGGCAUGAUUGUCCUGCCCGGCGGUAUCGAACCCCACGCUCACAUCAAUGUGCCGGUGCCUGAUUACUGGGCAGGGGGCGAUGCCGGGGUCUUUACCCAACCUCCCGAGGCCGCCAGCCGCGCUGCCGCCUUUGGUGGCGUCACCACCUACGUGGACUUCGCCGGAGCGCUGCCCCUGACGCCGGGGGCGGUCCCUUCCGCCGUCCCUAUCAUGGACCAGAUUGGUACGCGGCGGGAUACCUUCCGGGGACACUCCUACACCGAUUACACCUUCCACUACAUUCUCGCUGGGGCCGUCCCGCCCAGCGCCAUAGGUGAGAUUGGCGAGGCAAUCCAGUCGGGCGUAGCCAGCUUCAAGAUUUUCACCACUUUCCACGCCCGGGUCCCCAUGGGUCAUCUGUGGGAGAUUUUCCAGGAAGUGGGCAAGUACGGCGGCAUAAUGGCAGUCCACGCCGAAGAGGACGACAUCGUAACCUUUAUGGAGGAAAAGCUGGAACGGGAGGGCCGCGACCACGGCUCCAACCUGCACCUGGCCCACAACAACAUUUCCGAGGACAUUUCCUUCCGCAAGGUCACGCGGCUGGCCCAGAGCACCGAGACCGGCAUCUACUUCGUCCACACCACGGCCAAGGAGGGCGUGGCCGCCAUUGCCGAGGCCCGGGCCAAGCAACUGCCCGUCUACGGCGAGGCCCUGCACAAUUACCUGGAGUUCACCUGCGACGAUUACCUGAAGCCCGACGGCCUCGCCAUCCACACCUACCCGGCCAUCAAGUUCUCCGACGACCGGGACGCGCUGCAACAGGGACUGGUGGACGGGCCCAUCUGCACCACCGCAACGGACGAAUGGACCACCUACAAGAACGUCAAGCUGGCCGGCGACACCAUUCGCACCCUCUGCGGCGGACACAACGGCAUCGAGACCCGUAUGCCCGUAACCUAUACCAAGCUGGCGGCCACCGGGCGCAUAGACCUGCAGCGGUUCGCCGCCAUCACCUCCACCAACGCCGCCAGGAUUCUCGGCAUGUACCCCCAGAAAGGCGCUAUUGCCGUGGGCAGCGACGCUGAUAUCGUUAUCUUCGACCCGAAUCUCAAGAAGACCAUAACGGUGGACGAACUGCACGCCGAAUCCGACUACUCCAUCUGGGACGGCUUCGAGUGCGAAGGCUACCCGAUAAUGACGCUGCUGCGCGGCAAGGUGAUAGUCCGCGACGGCCAGCUCCACGGCAGCGCCGAUGACGGGCGCUGGCUCUCCCGCAGGGUUGCGCCGAGCGUGGUUACCCAGACUUCGGUUUAG